Molecule: messenger RNA, 7405 nt
Organism: Biomphalaria glabrata
Lineage: Eukaryota; Metazoa; Mollusca; Gastropoda; Planorbidae
Product: myotubularin-related protein 6-like
Exons: 15
Coding region: 543-2984 (813 amino acids)
Biological process (GO): dephosphorylation
Molecular function (GO): phosphatase activity; metal ion binding
Source: RefSeq, a predicted model, not a curated record
ACCCAGGAGACGCUAAGGAGUCACCGGUGGGAGGAACUCACCCACGUCUCUUAUUUCCAGCCGCUCCAGUGGUCACUUCUUGUGUUGAGGGUCUGAGACUCGGCCGUACACCGAGAAGGGAUAAACUGUCAUUACCGGACCUUCCAUCUUCGGCCGUGGGCGGUAAUAGCACCCCCUGGUCGUCACAGCACGUUCUCUUAUUUUGUUGUCAUCACAUUUUGAACAGAAAAUAAACUGUUCUGAGGAACAAGAAAAUAUUGUUCUGUCCAAAUAUUUCCUUUUGAAGACAGCAGUAACAAAAGGAAUGGAGUAAUGAUCUAUGAUAGGGAUUUAGUUUAAACGUUGGAUAUCUGUACUCAUCACAGUGGACCAUAAUUUCGGUCACACUUGGAAUUUAAUCAAUUUAGUCAUGAUUUCGACCUGACUUUUGAGUUUUGUCGAUGGUCACUGAAGGGCCCUGUUUUAUGGACUGAAUCGGUGUCUCUUUUGUGGAUGACUGUCGAGGUGGACAUUCUGUGUGGAUAGUCUAAGCAUGGUGACACAUGACGAGCGCUAACGUGGAGAGUCCUACUGGCGAGGCCGACAGACUGGAAACGUUCAACGGACCGCCUGGGCCGCACAUCAUCGCCCUGAGUGGCCCCGUGCUCACCGCCCCGACCACCACGACGGAGGAGCUACGCCGCUUUCUGGUGUCGCUGCACACCACCCUGUCCAGGGAGGUGGGCAACUUUCUGGACGGUGGUCAGCAGCAGAGUCAGGAGUCUGGCAUAUUGAAGAAGGUUGACAAUGUCAAGCUAAUUGACAGAUUCAGUGGUCGCAAGCCUCAAGGCACGCUCUACCUGACCCAGACACACCUGAUCUUUGUGGGCGCUGAGGGCAAGAAGGAGACAUGGGUCCUACACAUGCACAUUGGCCAGAUCGAGAAGUUCCCAAUGACAGCCGAGGGGUCUCCACUACAGAUCCGCUGCAAGAACUUCAUGUGUAUUACCUUUAUAAUCCCCAGAGACAGAGACUGUCAAGAUAUUUAUCAGUCUCUCCUGCAGUUUUCUAGGCCAGCUGAAAUCAACAAACUGUAUGCCUUUGAGUUCAUCUCUAAUGAGAACAUUGAGCGCUCCUAUGGCUGGGACGCUUUCGAUUUGCAAUCCGAGUUUCUCAGAAUGGGCGCCCCGAAUGGCAACUGGAUGAUCACGAGUUUGAAUGAAAAAUACGAGUUGUGUGAUACCUAUCCAAGUCUUCUGUACGUGCCGACUGCAGCCACCACGCAUGUCCUUGUUGGAAGUUCAAAGUUCAGAAGCAGGGGCAGGCUACCCGUGUUGUCUUACCUCCAUUCGGAAAAUCAGGCUGCCCUGACAAGAUGUAGUCAGCCAUUGUCUGGCUUCUCUGCCAGAUGUGUUGAGGAUGAACAGAUGUUGCAGGCCAUACUGAAGGCUAACCCCAAGUCUGAGUAUAUGUACGUAGUGGACACUAGGCCAAAGAUUAAUGCCAUGGUUAACAAAGCUCAGGGCAAAGGUUAUGAAAAUGAAAAUUUCUACAGUAACAUGAAGUUCCAGUUUUUAGGGAUAGAAAAUAUUCACGUCAUGAGGGCAAGCCUUCAGAAACUAACAGAAUUGUCAGAGCUGAAGAAACCAUCUAUGAAUGACUUCCUGUCAAGACUCGAGGCUUGUGGAUGGCUAAAGCAUAUAGCUGCCAUCAUAGAAACUUCAGCUUUCAUUGCCAAGGCAAUAUCAGAAGGUAUUAGUGUGUUAGUCCAUUGCUCUGAUGGAUGGGACCGCACUGCCCAGACUUGUUCUUUAGCAGGUCUUAUGUUAGACCCAUAUUACAGAACUAUACAUGGAUUUCAGGCAUUGAUUGAGAAAGAAUGGCUGGGCUUUGGACACAAAUUUACAGAUCGGUGUGGACUGUUGGAGAGUGUGGAUGCACGAGAAGUCAGUCCUGUCUUCACUCAGUUUCUGGAGACCGUCUGGCAGAUGAUGCAGCAGUUCCCAUGUGCAUUCCAGUUUAAUGAAAGGUUUUUGCUCAAAAUUCAUGACCACGCUUACUCCUGCCAGUUUGGUACAUUUAUUGGCAACUGUGAAAAGGAUAGGCUAGACCUUAGAUUAUCUGAGAGAACCUACUCUCUGUGGGCCUACCUAAGUCAUCACACCAGUGAAUAUUUGAAUCCAAUGUAUAAAAAAACCUACGAGAUUCGUCGACCAGUCAUUAUACCAGCCUCGUCUCCACAAUGUCUCAAGUAUUGGAAAGGAAUGUACAAUAGAUUUGACAGUGGACUGCACCCUAGAGAGCAUGUCAUGGAUAUAGUAAGUGCUGCCAAAGAUCACAGCUCAUCUCUGGAGGAUCAUGUGUUGCUUUUAGAAAAGAGAGUUACACAAAUCUGCAAACUGUUGGGCAAGUCAGAUGAGAUUAUCCAACGGAAACUACAGGGUUAUUUAUCCAUGGAUUCUAUAGAUGGCUUUCUCAGUAACCACAUUGGAGAUGGACCUGUCAACACUAAGGCACCCAUGCUGGACAAUAAUUUCCACAAAAAUAGUUCAGACUCUGACCUGACCAUUAAUGGGCGUCAGUUGGACAAUGCCGCUGUCAACUACUUAAAAAGUGAUACAGAGUCUGGUUUUGAUGAGUCAAGCUCUCAGAUGUCAAGGUCUGGUAUUGAUGAAGUUGGCAUUAGCAAUGGCCUAGAGGCUUCCAGUCUAGUUCGCUCGCCGAGCUCGGAGCAGCUCUCUGUUGAUCAGCUUCUGGCUGAGCUCAAGACAGUCGCCAUUGGCUGGAAAUCAUUCCGUAAUGUACAGAACUGCUCCUGCGCAACCCCUUUUGAUUAUGAUGUAAAGAAGUUUCAUUGCUGGAAGUGUGGUCAUGUCUUCUGUACAAGAUGUAUAACUCGCAACAUCCCUCUCCCUGGCCACUACCACCGUCGCCCUGUCCCCGUCUGCAAGCCCUGCUAUAAAGAGGUCAGGAGGUCACCUAGUACUGAGUUCCCAGUAAGUUGACCAACGGACCUGCAGAAAAAAAUAGACUUUGUUUGCUAUGUUGCUGUAUAAAGAAAAGUUUGGAUUACUAGCAAGAGUAGCUAGUCCAACCAGUGAAAAUGUUGGCUUGAACUAGCUCUAAAGAAUGUUUUCAGUUUGGUCACACGUUUCCAUUCAUAAUAAGUUUUUUUUUUUUUUUUCAAAUUUUGUUUCACUUGGUUUUUUUAAGGGUGUAUAUAGAAUUACUUAACUGAAUGGAGCUAACAGUUGUCUAGAGUCAAUUUGUAUAAUGUAUGUACAUCAUUCAUGUAAAUAUUGGCUGGGAAUGAGUUCUAAGGGAAAUGUUUUUUGUAAUAGUCAAUGAUCCAGCUGUAAGUUUUUGUUUACUAAUUGAAUGUUUAAACAUGAAUAGCUUAUUUUAGGCUUGCAUGCCAUAUCAACAUCUCAUUCCAUUGAGCCAUGUAUAAUCUAAGACCAAUGUCAUUCUUUCAAGGGUGAGGGCUGCCUAUUAACAAAAGCAAUGUCAAUUUUUGAAUGGUCUCCAAACCAAAUGUGGUUCAUUUUGUUUAUACUAUAUUAUUAGUUUUAUGCUAGUAGUUUUGUAAAGACAUAUUUGUUGUUUGGUUUGUGGUGUGUGCAUUUAAACUUAAUUAUUGCAAGGAAAUCAACAGAAAAAAAAAAGUUUUUAAUUACCAGAUGAUGUGGCUUAUUCUAUAAUAUAAAUGUAAAACUAGCUGCCGAUUGGACAGAUACCAUAAAUCUCUCUUCUCGCUAUGGUUAAGAAGUUUCUUUUAUGACCAACACAAAGAUUAAUCAUCUUCACUCAUUCAGACAAAUGUCAGGGACCCGUUGAAGUUGAGAGGAUAUAUAAACAUCCUAAAAAGUCUUUCACUAUAAAAUUCGAAAGCUGACUUUAUUUUACCACUCAGCCAUGGCAUCUCUUACAAAUAUGAUACAAUUAUGAAUAUCUCUUCAUAUAUUUGUGUAUCAUAUCAAAGUCCGUAAAUACCUUGAACUAAUAGUUUACAUUUUUUAAAAUAUUUUUUGGAUGUGUUUGUGAACUAUUUUUAAUUUAUUAAAAUUCAAAUAGUAUCACCUGCUUAAUAUGCAUGAAUAAUCAUGUGAAUUCAGAACAUUACAUAUUUCAAUUUAAGUCUAUGAUUACAUAUUUCAAUUUAAGUCUAUGUAUUAAUUUUGAACCGAAUAUUUAAAAAAUGUUUUGGUCAGCGGACUACUUAUGGCAAUGUUGAUGAAGAACUAAUUAUGAAUGUGUAUAAAAAUGUCAGUAGAUGAUUGGUCUUUUACUAGUUACUUUUUUUUUUUUUUUUAAUUUUAACAAAAUUACUAGUUACUUUUAAAAAAAAAAAAGAUUUAACAAAAUUAAGUUAGGAAAUAUGUUUUGGCUGGAGUUGUCUUGGAAUGUUGAGACUUGUAAAGAGAUAGAAGGCAACAUUAUGAGUCUUUCAGUAAGUUACGUUGUAAUUAAAUUUGUUUGCAAAUUCAUCUGUAAUUGUGAUUUACUUUUUCUUUCUCUUAUAAAGUUACUAAGUAAAUGUAUGCAGAACUUUUUAGUGGGGUGAGAAAAAAAAACUAUUUUGAAAUGAAAAUACGAGUAGAAACAAAAAAGCUAGUUUUUGUAAAAGCUUGCAGCUCAGCAGCAGAAAGAAGGGUAGAAGAAAAAAAAAGCUAGUAAAUAUUUUUAAAAAUUUGGUGAUGAGCCAUGUGAUAGAAAUUAUCAUAGGUAUAAAAAUUAUCACUUUCUGCCCCUGACAACACUAGUACUCUAGUACUACUAAAGAAAAUAAAGGAUUGAGCAGGAUUCAAUUUACAACCCUGGUUCUAUUCUACAUUACUUUGGUUGGAGGUUUAGAUAACAAUUGUCUUUGUUUCAAUAUACUCUGUCCACCUUUGUUUUAUUACAAGGCUUAUAACAAUUAAGUUUGUCUUUUUAUUUACAUGCCAAUUAAGGCAAACGAUAAAAUAAUUAUCCUUAGCAGAUGUCGUACAACACGGACCUUGUCAAGUAAAAAUUUAUAUGUUUCAAAAAUCUAGGUGUUUCUGUUAAAAAAAAAAAUUGAACAAAAAGAUUUCGCUUUAAAGAUAUUUUUUAUUAAAAUUACUAAUAGCUAUAAAAUUUAUAAUUUAAAAAAAAAAAUAAAUGUUAAAAAUUUCCUGCUAUUGUUUUCUUUAUUAAUUUGUUAAUAAAUAGAAAGGAUUGUAAGAAAUAUAUAAAAAAUAUAAAAAAAAGAGCUAUUUUUCUUUUCAACUUCUCUGUGAGGACAUGUGCAUUUAACUUAGGUUCACAUUUUGUUUCAUUGACAAGAGGCAUCAAGUAGAUUGCCCAAAAAUGUAUUGAAAUCUCUGGACAAGCAUUAGGGAAAUAGAGACUGAUGGGAAUUCUAGAAUUUCAUUUUUGUUUAUGACUUGUGAAAAAUAGUGUACAACAGAAACACCACAGUUUAUCAUUGUAUUUGUAUGUAUUUGAUUAAAUCUGCUGAUGGAGAUUUUAUGUUCAUCAUUUUGUGAUUUACCUGUUAUUUUGUUUUUAUUUAUUGAAAAACUUUUUUCAGUUGCUAAUUAUGUUUUCAUUUGUUUUUGUUUAUCUUUUCCAUUUUGUAGUUGAAAUAAUUGGGUGAAGAAAAAAAUCUUAGAUAACCUCCCACCUUCCUGGGACAAUGGCUUUGUCUUCAUAAGGUUUGACAAAAUAUGCAGGUCACAAUUGGAUUUGCAAUAGUCUUUUGAAACACUGCACUCAUCCUUAAUUUUUUAAAUCAAAGACAUACCCUUAAUUGGACAAUGAAAGAUCAAUGACUGAGAUGGAUUUCAUGAUUGGAAAAGGUUUUGAGUCUUGCAUAAUUACCAUUUCAAAAAUUUGUAUUACAAUAUUAAUUUUCUCCCUUUAGUUGGGGCACAUAUAAAUUCUUAUUGGCAUUUUUUGUUUGUUUUUCCUCUGAUGCGAAGCAUCUGACAUUUUUCAAGGAAUCCAGCAAAUUGUAUAUAUUAAACAAGACAUUUGGGACAAACAUCUGACAAUUUAUUGUACUACAUUAUUAACUUAAAAGAGAUUUGGAAUGACCAAUAACUUUUUUUUUCUCACUUUGUUUAAAAUGUGUAAAAAUUUAGAUGAGGUUUGAUGUCAUUCUCAUUCAGUUUAUAACUAUUGUUGGCCAUUUCAUCUUCCAGACUAGUGUGUAGUUCAUCUCAUUAACCUAUUUAAUUACAUUCUGUCUUCAUUUGUUUGCUUCCCAAUUUUUGCUCUUUUUUUUUUUUUUUCCUCAACAUAUUCUUAGUAAUAAAAUAAUUCCAUUUUUUUUUAUGUUAUUGAUUUCAGCACAGCAUUGAGGUUGUUUUUUUUUAGCACAGGCCACAUGUUAAAGUGUGCAUGGUCUAAAUCGAACCUUUUUUUUUUAAUUCACUUAGCUUAGAACUUUCAAUAUUUUUUGUUAUUAAGGAUUGUUCUGUAUCUAAAAAGUGCUUAAAUCAUGAAAGUUCUUUUUUUUUUAAUUCAAUACUUAAAAAUAUAUCUUUGAUUAACCAUUUUAAGACUUCAAGUUAUUGUCACAAAACAAGUCUAAAUUCCAAGAACAACUUAAUUGUAUAUAGUAUUGAAAGAUUGUCUCCUUCGGGCCAGUUAACUGCCUAAUGAUAAUAAUAAUAAUCGGUAGUAGUCCUUUACUUACUACAGCAAAUAUUCAAGGUGGCUGCACAUUGUUUGGAAUAACCAAUUAUAUUAUUGUUGUGGAGUCUAGCUUGUUCUGUUUUCUGAGAAAUAUAUUCUUCUCACUUAUGCUCAAUGUUCUGAAAGUAUUAUUGUCAAAAUUUACUCUUUGGAAUGUUGACUGUGUCUUUUCAGCAGUGUAUUUUUUUUUAAUUUGGCUGUUGUUUGUAUUAGCAGCAAGUAUUAUUCUCUAAGCUAUGCUUGUAAGCUGAUACAGCAGCUUUUCAAACUGUUUAUUUAACAUUGAAUGUUUCAAGUACUAUUUAAACAGUUGACAUUAAAACACAUUGUUCGACCAAACAAGUAAAUACUAUUUGAUUAAACUAGCCCUACUUAUCAGUAGGUUUGUUAUGCUUGUUUUAAAAACGUUUAUGAAAAAGAAACCAUUUUGGCUGAUAAUUUGGGGAUUUUUUAUUUUUUUUAUUUAUAGGAAAUUAGUGUGUGUGUGUUUGUUGUUGCUUUUAGGUGGGAGAAAGGGGUUUUGUCAUACCGGUACUUGUUAUUAAUUUUUUAUGUUUGCAUUAUCAAGAGAUUAUCAUGAUUAACUGAAACCUAAACAAAACAAAAAAAAAAGCAAAACUUUUAGAAUGUGUUUUUAGGUUUUUCUUUAGGGUGUUCCAUAGAUCUAGAUGUUCUAUAUUAGAAACAUAUGCAUACAUAGACUAUUCCAUCUGGUGGAUAACAUUUUUUAUAUGGUGACAAUUAAAACUUAAUAGAAACAUUU